AUGAACGACGGCGCUACCACUCCCGCCCUCUCAUCAUCCGCAAACGCAACCACCCACGACAGCAAGCACAACACCGCAACCCUGGCGGACGACGCAGAAGCCUCUCGCCCAGCUAAGCGUAGCAAGACGUCCUCGACUCAGUCGCCCGCCAUGUCAGACGCCGACGGCGACUCCACCAUGCACUCGUCACCCAACUCCGCCGCCGCAGACUCGGACGACGACCUCUUCCCCGACGAGGCCGCGGGCGCGGUUCCUACUUCCACGGCCGCCGCGGGAAACAUCCUCGACGGCGGCGUCGCGCUCCCUCCCUCCACGCCGACCACCGCCCUCGCCCACGCAGAGCUCUCCCCGCCCUCGUCGCAGGGCCCGGCCAACACGGCCGCCGCGCGCACCGCGUCGACAGCCAUCGCCGAUGCCGUCAUCAACGAGAAUGGCAAGCGCGUGCUGCCGACCGGCCUGAACUUCAACAACCACAACAAUGGCAGUAGCAGCAGCAGUGCCGUGGCAGCAGCGGCGGCGGCGGCAGCAGCUGCAGCAGCCGCAGCGGCAAGUAGCAGGACGGGCGACGCGUCGGUGGAGGGAAUGCUGGUCGACGGCAGCAGCGGUGCUGGUGGUUCGUCAAGCGGCGGUGGAAGCAGCAAGCGCGGCCUCUUGCAGCAGCCGGGCGUGCAUCCGGCUAGCGGAUACCGGUGGGAGCGCGAGGCGGACGCGCCGGGCUGGGCGUGGAAGAAUAAGAAGGCGGCCGAGGAUUGGCUGAAGGCUGAGGAGUCGCUGAUCGAACGCGAGAGGAUGGUCAGGUCGAGGUAUGGCGAUCCGCUUGCGGAGAGGAGGGCGAGUGCUGCUGGCGUGCCGGCGAAGGCGUUGGGUUGA
This is a messenger RNA of Lasiodiplodia theobromae, 870 nucleotides long. RefSeq lists its product as uncharacterized. The transcript has 2 exons. The record is from RefSeq and is a predicted model, not a curated record. The coding region runs from base 1 to 870 and encodes 289 amino acids. Lineage: Eukaryota; Fungi; Ascomycota; Dothideomycetes; Botryosphaeriales; Botryosphaeriaceae.